Messenger RNA from Dendrobium catenatum, 1026 nucleotides. Its product is annotated as protein DMP9. Bases 156 to 866 code for a protein of 236 amino acids. Gene Ontology annotation, biological process: endomembrane system organization. The transcript has a single exon. The record is from RefSeq and is a predicted model, not a curated record. Lineage: Eukaryota; Viridiplantae; Streptophyta; Magnoliopsida; Asparagales; Orchidaceae.
UCGUGUAGAUUCUUUUACGUGAAGAGGCGCAUUCAUGGCGCCUUUUUGCGCCUGGCUUGGCCGGUCACCAGCCAAGUGAAGAGGAGCUUCCCAUAUAACCAACCGACCCCUUUAAUUUCUUUGAUUCUGCAUCUCUAUCUUCGUCUUCGGUCGGCAUGGCAGAUUCAAAUAUGGAUCCCUCGGACUACAGCAGCACCGAUAUCGAUCCCGAGAACACCCCGCAAACCAUGUCCUUCUCCUAUCCUUCCUCUCCCCGGCCAGCCGCCACGCUGCCUGGCGGCACCGUCCUUCCCAUUUCCACAACCGGCCAAAAGCGGCGCCGCAGCAUAAUCGCCAAGGGAAUGCAAAAAACCCUCUCAAAAACAUCCAUGCUGGUAAACUUCCUCCCCACCGGCACUCUCCUGACAUUCGAGAUGCUCCUCCCAUCGGCCUCCGGCGAUGGCACUUGCACCCCGGUAAGCACUACAAUGAUCUACAUCCUUCUCGGCAUCUGCGCUCUGUCUUGCUUUCUCUUCCACUUCACCGACAGCUUCCGCGCGCCGGACGGGAAAGUGUACUACGGAUUCGUGACGCCUAGGGGAUUGGCUCUUUUCAAGUCCGUAGGCGCCGAUGUGGAGGUGCAAGUCCCGUGCGACGAGCGUUACAUGAUGGGUUUUGUGGAUCUGAUCCAUGCUGCCAUGUCUGUUCUGGUAUUCGCCGCCAUUGGCCUGUCUGAUCACAGGGUUACAAAUUGCCUAUUUCCUGGACACAAGAAGGAGAUGGAUGAGUUCAUGGAUAGCUUUCCGUUGAUGGUUGGGGCUGUUUGUAGCAGUCUCUUCCUUGUCUUUCCCAACACUCGCUAUGGAAUCGGAUGCAUGCCCUCUUAAACUCUUUAUUUUUAGUAUAUUUCAUCUUCAUCUUUGUAAUCGCCAGACAAUUAGGAAUUAACAACUGUACGUGUUUGGAUUAUUAUUUUCUUUGCUCAUUUUAGAUUAAUCGUAUCCUUCCGACGAAGACAGUAAUGUAUAGAUGUGUUUAUAUAAUGAA